This is a messenger RNA of Toxoplasma gondii ME49, 660 nucleotides long. RefSeq lists its product as hypothetical. The record is from RefSeq and is a predicted model, not a curated record. Bases 1 to 660 code for a protein of 219 amino acids. Lineage: Eukaryota; Apicomplexa; Conoidasida; Eucoccidiorida; Sarcocystidae. The transcript has a single exon.
AUGCGUUCUCUAGCAGAGAAGCGCAGCUGCUGUGUUUGGACAUGCACGCGAGGCAAGAGCCGCCGCGACAAGCUGCUGCCCGGAGGUGGGUUGUUGACGUUCUAUCGAAGAAAACAUGGAGUUCUCUUUGCUCUAAACGAAACUUUGCUCACGCAAAAAACAUCAGAGCUUCGUCUCCGGAAAAACAUUUUCUGUUCGUUCCUGAGACACCAGAAUCCUCAAAAAGCUGUCUUGUGUCUCGUCUUCUCGCGCUGCAGCCUCCUUUCCGCUUUUCUCUGUCUCUGCUUUUCACUUCUUCUCCUUUUCUGUUCUGCUUGCCCUCUCUCUUUGUCCCUUCUCUUCCUCCGCUUUCCGGCAGUUUCGUUUCUCUCCUCGUUCUGCCUCUUCCGCCUUCCGUCACCCCCGUGUCUGCAAGAUCCUGAGGGUCUGUUCUCCGUCGACGAGCUGUUUUGCGGCUCUCUCGCUGUCCGUGAGAGGUUAGAGAAAACCGAAGAUUUUCUUCCUCCUUCUCUUCUCGGCAUCCCUUCUGUGGCUUCUCGCGAACUCUUCGUGCACUCUGGGCGCUCUUCUCUCGGCGGAGGCCUGGACGUUUUUUGUCAUUCUCUGCUCCAAGUUCUUCUCUUGCGCUUCUCACUGCCGUGUUUUGCCAGCGUGCGUUGA